CGUAAAAAAAUCUUCGCGUCUACUAACUAAUCACGAUUGUUUUUCCAAAUUGUGGUUUUAAUUCAAAAAUCCGUUCUAAAAAUAAUAUUAGCAUUCAAGCUGUCGUACUGCAAAAUGCGAAAACGUUUAAUACAAUUUACAAAUUUUCUAUAAAAGCUCCGGUCAUUGCGUCUCGCGCGGGCGCACGCGAAUCAUUCGUUUCGGUGGAGAAUUCUCUCUUUCGCUCGGGCGUAGACCAACGAUUGUCCCUGGAACGCGCCCCACUUUCAACCCCUAGCGGAAAUAAUGACGUCAUGAAUGAAAGGUUUUUGUGAUAAAAAUCGGUUUGGAAAACGACAAACGCGGCGUCCAAAGGCUCGUACGCAUAUUAAAUUCGGGGGCGGUGAAAAAUUCUUCAACUCAUACAUGUAAUUUAUACAGUGGUGAAGUGUUUUAACGUACUAAGCACCGCGAAUAUAUAUCAGAGAGGUGAUCCGAGUGUAAUCGUUACAUGAAGAAAAACAUUGAGUAACGCUGCGUAACAAUGUCUGAUCACUUUGGGCCUAUAACCCUGAAAUGGGAUCCAAAAAAUUUAGAAAUCCGUACAAUGUCGGUUGAAAAAACUUUGGAGCCUUUGGUGCUUCAAGUUACUACACUCGUCAAUACCAAAGGCCCGAGCAAGAAGAAAAAAGGCAAAUCCAAAAGAGCUAGUGCUCUUGUUGGCACUGUUGAAAAAGCUACUGCUAACUUUAUUGAAAAAGGUGAACAGAUUGCUUAUGAGAAUCCUGACAUAACUGCUGAAAUGUUAUGUGCCGUAGAAGAGGUCAGAAAAACGGGUGCUGCCAUGAGUAUCGCUGCCAGAGAAUUUUCGGAGGAUCCAUGUUCUUCACUGAAGCGUGGUAACAUGGUCAGAGCAGCAAGAAAUUUAUUGUCUGCGGUGACACGUUUGUUGAUUCUGGCGGAUAUGGUGGACGUGCAUUUGCUGUUGAAAUCGCUUUAUGUGGUGGAAGAUGAUUUGAAAAAAUUGAAAAAUGCCUCGUCGCAAGGUGAAUUAUUGGAGAAUAUCAAGCAGUUUGGUAGAAAUGCAACGGAGCUUAUGAAUCAAGCAGCAAAGCGUCAACAAGAGUUGAAAGAUCCACAACUGCGAGAUGAUUUGGCAGCUGCUCGCGCAGUCUUGAAAAAGCACUCUACAAUGCUUUUCACCGCAUCCAAAGUUUAUGUACGUCAUCCAGAAUUGGCGGCUGCCAAAGCGAAUCGCGAUUACGUAUUGAAGCAAGUUUGCGAAGCUGUUAACACUAUGAACGAUGUGGCACAAGGGAAAACACCUUCCGAUGGUCAACAUCCUUACGAAGGUCCUGGUGAAUUGGCUGCUGCUCUUGACGACUUUGACGAAAGAAUGGUCAUGUCGCCUCUUGCUUAUAACGAGGUUCGAACGCGUCCGAGUCUGGAAGAAAGACUUGAGAGCAUUAUCAGCGGUGCUGCUCUCAUGGCGGAUUCUUCGUGCACUCGUGACGAAAGACGCGAACGCAUCGUCGCCGAAUGCAACGCCGUUAGACAAGCUCUUCAAGAUUUGUUGAGCGAAUACAUGAAUAACUUACAGCUCGCCCGGGGUGGGAAAAGGAUGGGCGUCAAGGAACAAACCGAUGGUUUGGAACGAGCUAUAGAUCACAUGUGCCGAAAAACACGAGAUUUGCGCAGGCAACUUCGUAAGGCCGUGGUCGAUCACGUCUCGGACAGUUUUCUCGAAACCAGCGUACCACUGUUGGUUCUCAUCGAAGCUGCUCGUAACGGACGUGACAAGGAGGUCGAGGAAUACGCCCUUGUUUUCACGGAACACGCGAAUAAACUCGUCGAGGUGGCAAAUUUGGUUUGCAGCAUGUCAGGAAACGAAGACGGUGUGAAAAUGGUGCGUUACGCAGCGGCACAGAUCGAGAAUCUUUGUCCUCAGGUUAUAAACGCUGCUCGUGUAUUGGCAGCACGUCCGCGUUCAAAAGUAGCACAGGACAACAUGGAAGUAUUCCGUCAAGCUUGGGAAAACGAAGUGCGCGUGUUGACCGAAGCUGUCGAUGAUAUAACAACGAUCGACGAUUUUCUCGCCGUCUCUGAGAAUCAUAUCCUCGAGGAUGUGAACAAGUGCGUACUCGCGCUUCAAGAAGGAGACGCUGAUACUCUCGACCGAACUGCUGGUGCGAUAAGAGGACGUUCAGCCCGAGUAUGCAACGUCGUACAAGCCGAAAUGGACAAUUACGAACCGUGCAUCUAUACCAAGAGAGUUCUCGAAGCUGUCAAAGUUUUGCGCGAUCAAGUUAUGCCCAAAUUCGCCCAGAGAGUGGAAGUUGCGGUUGAUGCUUUAGGUAGCAAUCCACCCAAAGAUGUUGAUGAAAAUGACUUCAUCGAUGCUUCAAGACUCGUUUAUGAUGGCGUACGAGAGAUAAGACGUGCUGUUCUUAUGAACAGGGCGGACGAAGAUCUCGAUCCCGAGGACGUGGAGCUCGAUGAGCACUAUACUUUGGAAACACGGAGUAAAUCGAGCGCUCAAACGGGUGAACACGGCGUGGACGAGUAUCCCGAGAUAAGUGGCAUAACAACGGCGCGUGAAGCAAUGCGAAAAAUGCCAGAGGAGGAUAAACAGAAGAUUUUGCAGCAGGUUGAAUUCUUUAGGAGUGAAAAAUUGAAAUUCGACAAAGAGGUGGCGAAAUGGGAUGACGCGGGCAACGAUAUAAUCGUGCUUGCCAAGCACAUGUGCAUGAUAAUGAUGGAAAUGACGGAUUUCACGCGUGGUCGAGGUCCCCUUAAAACUACGAUGGACGUUAUAACAGCCGCCAAAAAGAUUUCUGAGGCUGGUACUAAACUGGAUAAACUGACGAGACAAAUAGCCGAUCAGUGUCCCGAAAGCUCAACGAAAAAAGAUUUACUCGCUUAUCUUCAACGCAUCGCCCUUUAUUGUCAUCAAAUGAACAUCACAAGUAAAGUUAAGGCCGACGUCCAAAAUAUCAGCGGUGAGCUCAUCGUUUCCGGUCUUGAUAGCGCUACUUCCCUCAUCCAGGCUGCCAAAAACUUGAUGAAUGCCGUUGUUCUCACGGUCAAAGCUUCAUACGUAGCAUCCACCAAAUAUCCGAGACAAUCCACCGUCACCUAUUCACCGAUCGUAGUCUGGAAAAUGAAAGCUCCGGAAAAGAAGCCUCUGGUCCGCCCGGAACGACCGGAAGAAGUGCGAGCUAAAGUACGCAAGGGUUCACAGAAGAAAGUUCAGAAUCCGAUUCACGCUUUGUCCGAAUUUCAGAGUCCAACGGAGAGUGUUUAAGCCAGAAUAAAUUUUCAGAGGGAGAUAAAAUGGUAUACAGGUAUUGUACAACAAAGUUAGACGCGCAGGAUGCUCCGUAAAUUUAAAACAACAGCAAUUGUGAGGAAGCUCGUGCCUAGUCGAAUUCAUGCUUUGAGCACCGUCGUUAAAUAAGAAACGAUCGUAACUUUUCCCUACCGCCUUGUCUCUCGCAAUUUGAGACCGAGGAUCUCGUUACGAGUGGAGAAAAGAAGAAGAACAACAAAACGAAAAGUAUAAGGGAAGAAUAAAUCAAUGACAAUUUGUCAUUUCGUUAAACGUUUGUAUUUCGCGGAGGCUUGUGGUAAAUUUUUGGUAUCGUCAUCAUUGGAAUAUUCUUUGAUGAAAAUUGUACAAUCGAAUAUUUCGAAAUUUCGCUCACAUUUUUACAACUGAAUUCCUACAUUAAAAGUUCAAAUUUUCAAUAAUGUUUUCUAAUGCUUCGUGUAUGAAAAUUUUCGUCGUCUUUUUCACAUCAUGUAACGUAACAAAGCGGUUGAACUAUCUUAUAAUGAUCGGGACGAAUCCUAUUAACUGAAGUGAAAAAAAAAAAAAAAAUAAACAAAAAAUCGAUUAAACUUUUUGAUAACGAAGGUUCGUGACGUUUAUUGCGACACGACGUUCUACUUCUUUUCUAUUCUAAUUGUCUUGACGAAUAAAACUGUAUUUAACGUUACUUUAAGCAGCAGCUAUACAAACAUGCUAUCAUUUUUUUCGUCUAGUAUUGCAUCUUUAAUCAAGAGACUGCUGAUCGAAGUAUUCGAAGUAAAUGUAUAUAAGUAAAUAUAAUUUUAUAUUUAUGGGUAGAGAUUAUUUACAAAUGUUCUUUUUAUAUAAAUAUAUAAUAAUAUACAUAAAUAUAUAUAUUAUGGGAAAACAAUGAAGAACAACAACAGCAAAAAUGAAAUUAUGGAUUUGUUCGUAUAGACGUAAUUUGUUCUGCGUUUGUGACAGAACAUAUUUAAUCUUCCUUUUUUUCAACUGCACUACUAUUAUCGUGAGUGCAUAUCUCGUACAUGCCCGUGAAUCAAGUAAAAGUGCGAACUGACGAAUGGCAACUCGAAUUUAUAAUUGGCAUUCGUGCCAAAACGUGGAGGAUAGGUUAUUCGUUUAACCCGGAAUUCUCGAAAGAAAAUCCCUCCUCGGAAGGUGGUCCUUCCGUUUUUCGAUGAAACUGAAAAAAAAUAAAAACGAUACCUAAUGAUAAUAGUGAUAAUUGUUUUAAUUUGACGAGUUUUGAUCGCUGUACGAUCCUUCGGGGUCGAGGCCUAAAUAUUUCAUUUCUACCGAUCUCUAUCGAAUUUUUAUAAAGUUUUUUAAACGUCGAAUACCUUCCUCACAUAUCAUUCGUUUUUUCAUCUAACGAAAGUUGACCAACACGUGAAACACACCCUGAAAGAGUUCAAUCGACCGAAACUGGUGUGGGCUUCUCUGGAAGCAAUAUUUGGCAGUGUGAAUAGAGAAUUAGUAUUUAAUUAAUGAUAUAUACAUAUAUAAAUAUAUAUAUAUAUACAUUUAUAGAAAUAAUACGUACACAUUAGACAAGUAAAAAAUAGUGAUUAGAGUUUAAAGAAUGCACCACGUGUUUACCAAUAAAGAUUCAGUCAAAAUAUCAUGAGUGUGAUGGAACUUGAGAGCUGCAAAUUCUCAGUAGUAUUGAGAUUGUACUUGAGAAGGCAAACGGCAAAAAAAAAGCAUUUUUGGAUAAAAACCGAGAUAAUGUCUUGAUAAUUGUAGAAAUUGAAUGGGUACGAAGUCCUAACCGAAGGACGUGAGAAACAAAAAGAAGCGAGCAUAUUUCUAAUUAAUCAUUCCCUCUGCAUCGAUGAUUUAUGCUAUGCAUUUAGUUAAGUUUUUCUUGUGUCACGAAUUGCACAUUAUAGAAAGAAUUAAUGUAUUUGACGAAAAAAGAACGGCCGCGACGCUCAGAUCGCGUUAUUUUACUUUUUAUCUUGUGUAGAGAGACAAGUUGCAAUUUUCUUCAUUUCGUAUAGUAACUGAAAAAAAAAUAAUGAGAAAAAAACAAAUAAUAAUGUAUUCCCCGGAUUGGUAGAUUCGGAAAACGCGUACUAUCUAAUCGUAGCGAUAAGAUACCCACAAUAGUCGUCGAUGCGCUGCCAAAUAUAAGGUGAUGCUUUUUUUUGUUUGCGAUUAAGUUUUUCGUCGCUAUGCUCUCCACCACAAUUCCGAAUAUCUGAAACGAUUAUGAACAAUAUACGAUUUCAUGGCGCGAAUACGUUGGUUUUUUUUAUACUCUUGUAGCAACUCAAUAAUAAAAUCCAUUCAAAGGCAAUUACACUGUGUCAUAAUGAUUUGAAAUGUUCUACUACGUCAAGGACACUGCACAUAACUCGAUAGAAUUUUAAUAACGUAAUAAAUCGUGUGUAUCGACCUACGAUCUAAAUUGAGGUUAUUGAAAAUAUAUAAAUAAACGAAAAUUCAACGUGUCCAAACGUAACGUAUACCAUCCCAUUGUAAACUAUGUGUAAUAAAAAAAAAAUUGAUUGGAAAAUAAAAUUUUACACGUGAUUAACAGCCCAA
Venturia canescens is the source of this 5842-nucleotide messenger RNA. It is a transcript of the gene alpha-Cat, whose product is annotated as catenin alpha. The coding region runs from base 524 to 3283 and encodes 919 amino acids. Gene Ontology annotation, biological process: cell-cell adhesion; cell migration. The record is from RefSeq and is a predicted model, not a curated record. Lineage: Eukaryota; Metazoa; Arthropoda; Insecta; Hymenoptera; Ichneumonidae. Gene Ontology annotation, molecular function: beta-catenin binding; structural molecule activity; cadherin binding. The transcript has 9 exons. Gene Ontology annotation, cellular component: actin cytoskeleton; adherens junction; catenin complex.